Molecule: messenger RNA, 856 nt
Organism: Vigna radiata var. radiata (mung bean)
Lineage: Eukaryota; Viridiplantae; Streptophyta; Magnoliopsida; Fabales; Fabaceae
Exons: 1
Coding region: 105-692 (195 amino acids)
Source: RefSeq, a predicted model, not a curated record
AACAAAAUUGGUUUUACUCAGACUUUAUAUUCUUCUAUCACCCUAUCACUUGCUAUAUAUACGAAACCAAUCUCAGAAAACAAAGUCUAACACUCAACAAAAUCAUGAACAUGACUGCCACUGAUAAUGAUCAGUGCAUGCAGUUUGAUCAGCAAUUUCUGGUGGAUGAUCUUGAUCCAUUCAUAGAAGGUUUUAUGGGUUCAACCAUAUGCAUGUCAUCAUCAAAGAGCAUGAUGAGUCCAAGCAACUCAUCACACAAUAACAACACAACAAGUUCUGGCCACCAUUUAACUCCAAAGGGCUGUGCUUUCAAACCAGUUCGAAGGAGAUCUAGGGCUUCUAAGACCACUCCCAUUACCCUUCUGAAAGCCAACACCUCCAAUUUCAGGGCAUUGGUACAACAGUUCACUGGCUGUUCCACCACAACAGCCAUGUCACUUCCAAUCCAUAAGGGUCCCAUUACCCUAAAUUUCCAACAAGGUAGCAAACAACAGAUUCAUUAUCACACAACAAACAUAACUACACCAAUGCCCCAUGUUUCUCACCCACAACACCACUUGAUCAUGAGACAGCAACAAAGUGACCUUUGUGUUCCAACUUCUAAUGGAUUUGGCUUUGAUCAUGAUUUUAGUUUGCAUGAACUAACCCUGAAUGCCAUCUCCAAUGACAUCAUCCAAGGUUUGUUUGUGUGAUGAAAAUUAUGCAGAAGCAGAAGUAGACUCAUCUUCAGUCAACACCUCUAUGCAGAUGUUAUAUAUCAUAAAAUUAAGAAAUAGUUCAUGUUUAUUAGCCUGUAAUAAGCUUUAGUUUAUUCUAUCCAUUCACUUUCUUUAUUCUUUUUCUUUGUGUCCUUCAA